Molecule: messenger RNA, 2739 nt
Organism: Alnus glutinosa
Lineage: Eukaryota; Viridiplantae; Streptophyta; Magnoliopsida; Fagales; Betulaceae
Product: zinc finger BED domain-containing protein RICESLEEPER 2-like
Exons: 5
Coding region: 1001-2572 (523 amino acids)
Molecular function (GO): DNA binding; protein dimerization activity
Source: RefSeq, a predicted model, not a curated record
AAAACAAGAACUUAGUCCUUUGUUCCUCAAUUCUCACGCGAUUUUUAUGAGGAUGGAUCAGAAUCAUCAGAUGGUUGUUCAGAAAAUCAAAGCUUGCAUUUAAUAUUAGACUUACAAUGAUUUGCCUUGGCCGCCAAAUCUCAAAUUUUUGGGUCGUCUACUAGCCUUCGACUCUUCCGCUUCUCACACCCACCGAUGACAGAAGCAAAGAAGACAGCUGAUAUGAUCGAUAUGCUACUUGAGUACUCUAUUUUACAUCUUCUGAUUUUGUUGUUUUUGUUCAUUCCCUCUCCGAAUGGUUGAAGAGAGAGUUAAGCUAAGAAACAUUUCAAAGAGAGAAGACUGAAGACCCUAAGCCCAGGGAUGGCCGUUUAACCUUUGAUUUUGUAUUUUCGAUUCUACAAGUUACAAACACAAUCCUAACUCUCAGAACACCUGAUAUAAUAUUUGAUAAUUAAAACAUAUGAAGGGUGACUUGCAAGAGCUUAAUCCAAUUGAGGAGUAUGAGAAUGAAGAUUAUUUGGAAAUUAGCCAUGAUGUUACUGUGGAAGAAACUGUUGGGGUUCAAGAUACCGCUUCUACUGGGAUUUCGGUUCCAAAUGAAGAAGACACACAAAACAAUGCACAUAAGAGAAAGGUUAGGAGGAAAACUUCUAUUGUGUGGAAUCAUUUUUCUGAAGUGGAAGUGGGUGGUAUUAAAAAGAAUCAAUGCAAAUGGUGUAAGAGCAAAUUUACCAAAUCAAAAUCCAGUUCUACAUCUACUUUGGGUAGGCACUUAGAAAAUUGUUUCAAGUACAUAGGCUCCAAGAAGCAAAAAAAAUUGUCGGUUGAUGCUAAUGAGGCUGAUGGUGUGAGUGUCAUUUCAAAUUUUAAGUAUGAUGAAACUAAGGUGAGAGAAAUUGUUGCUCAAAUGAUCCUUUAUCAUGAGUAUCCAUUUAUGCAAGUUGAGCAUGUGUUCUUUAACAAGUUGUUGAAGGCUUGCACACCGCAUUAGCGGCCAAUGUCCCGGGCUACUGCUAAAGCUCUUUGCUUUGACACAUAUGAAUUGGAGAAAAAGAAACUAAAAAAUUUGUUGAAUCGGGUUCACAAAGUUAACAUAACAACUGACAUGUGGACUUCGUGUCAAAAAAUUUCUUAUAUGGUAGUGACAUGUCAUUUUAUAGAUUCUGAAUGGCGGUUAAAUAGGCGUGUGUUGAACUUCUGCAAUAUCCCGCCUCCACACUCCGGGCAUAUCAUUGCUGAUGCACUCCAUAAAUGUUUUAGAGAUUGGGGUAUUGAGAAUAAAAUUUAUUCAAUCACUGUAGACAAUGCAAAGGCAAAUGAUGUAGCAAUGAGGCACCUAAGAGAUGUUUUUAAUAUGAGAAAAUCAUUGAUUAUUGGGGGAAAGCUGUUUCAUGUGCGCUGUUGUGCUCAUAUAACUAAUUUAUUGGUUCAAGAUGGCCUUGGUGAGAUUAGUGUGAUUGUUGAUUGUGUCAGGGACGGUAUUAAAUAUUUGGUAGCAUCAGAGGGAAGAUUAAUUAAAUUUGCUGAAAUUGCAAAGAAUUUGCAAUUGUCUUCUAAGAAGUUGAUUUUAGAUGUACCUACUCGUUGGAAUAGUACAUAUUUGAUGUUAGCAGCUGCUAUUGAGUUUAAAGAGGUCUUUGCUAUGUAUGGAUACAAUGAUCGACAAUUUACUUGGGUGCCAUCUCAUGAGGAUUGGGCUAAAGUUGAAGUUGCGUGUCAACUCUUGGGAGUCUUCAACCGAGUAACAAAAAUUGUAUCAGGGAGUGACUAUCCCACAUCUAACUUGUUCCUUCCUGAGGUGUGGCGAAUGAAAGAUGUCAUAACUAAGAAAUGUGUGGAUGAAAAUGACUUCAUUAGAUCCAUGGCACAAAAAAUGAAAUCCAAGUUUGAUAAAUAUUGGGGUGAGUGCAAUUUGUUGAUGGCGAUUGCUGCAGUCUUGGACCCAAGGUUUAAAUUGGUGUUGAUACGAUUUUGCUUUCCUAUAAUCUAUCGAGAGGCUGAAGCUACUAAGAAUAUUGAACUCGUUGAAAGAACUUUGAAUGAGAUAUAUAGUGUGUAUGUUGAUGAAUAUAAUUCAAAUCUUGUGGAACAGAAUCUUCAAAGCAAUGCUCAAGGUCUUGGAUGCUCUUCACAUAGUCAUUCAAUUACUGAAAUUAGUGAAAGUGUUGAGGGUGGUAUGGAAAUGUAUGAGUCAUUCCUCAAAAGUGCUAAUACGGUGCAUCACCCUAUUAAAUCAGAUUUAGAAACAUAUUUAGAGGAGGGUGUAUACUUACCUGAAAAGGGUUUGGAAUUUAAUGCUUUGGAUUGGUGGAAGGCAAAUACCCUGAAGUAUCGUAUUUUGUCUAAAGUUGCCAAAGAUAUAUUGUCAACACCAAUUACCACUGUGACUUCGGAGUCUACAUUUAGUGCUGGUGGAAGGGUUAUUGAUCCCCAUCGAAAUUCAUUAUCAACUGAGACGGUUCAGAUGUUAUUGUGUGGAGCUGAUUGGGUUAGAUCAAUGUAUGGACUUAAAAAGAACUCUAUGGUUGAACAAAAUGAAGAGCAGAUAGCCUUGCCAGAGGCCAAUUAGUUGUUAUUGUUCUUUCUUUUUUUUGGUUUGGAGGUUAUUUUGGACUAUGUUAUUUUGUUGUUUGUGAAGUGUUGUAGUAUAAGUGUAUAAUUGUGUGUUUUGGUUUGGGGUUAUGUUGGACUAUGUUAUUUUGUUGAAUAUCUUGUGCUAUAUUAUUUUGUUGAAGA